Limanda limanda (common dab) is the source of this 3816-nucleotide messenger RNA. It is a transcript of the gene fxr1, whose product is annotated as FMR1 autosomal homolog 1. Bases 5 to 2152 code for a protein of 715 amino acids. Gene Ontology annotation, biological process: regulation of dendritic spine development; regulation of mRNA stability; negative regulation of translation. The record is from RefSeq and is a predicted model, not a curated record. Gene Ontology annotation, molecular function: mRNA 3'-UTR binding; translation regulator activity; protein homodimerization activity. The transcript has 18 exons. Gene Ontology annotation, cellular component: dendritic filopodium; growth cone; nucleus. NCBI's taxonomy places the organism in Eukaryota, Metazoa, Chordata, Actinopteri, Pleuronectiformes, Pleuronectidae.
CAAUAUGGAGGAACUGGCGGUGGAGGUCCGCGGCUCCAACGGGGCUUAUUACAAGGGCCUUGUCAAAGACAUCCACGAUGACUCUCUCACCAUUGCCUUUGAGAACAACUGGCAGCCAGAACGGCAGGUGCCCUUCAAUGAUGUCAGGUUUCCCCCAGCCGCCGACGCCAAGAAGGAGAUCGGGGAGAUCAGGGAGGGCGAGGAGGUGGAGAUCUUCUCCAGAGCCAAUGAACAGGAGCCCAGUGGUUGGUGGCUGGCUAAAGUUUGCAUGAUGAAGGGAGACUUCUAUGUGAUUGAGUACGCAGCGUUUGAUUCCACCUACAACGAGAUCGUGACCUUUGAGCGCGUGCGUCCAGUCAACCCCAACAAGGCCAUCACCAAGAACUCCUUCUACAAGUGCUCUGUCCCUGUUCCUCAGGACCUUCAAGAAGCGUGCCAGAGUGAGAACGCCCAUAAGGAAUUCAAGAAGGCCGUGGGAGCUCUGACUGUGUCUUACUGCCCAGAGACCAGCCAACUUGUGAUUGUGUCCACCAAUGAGACGACAGUGAAGCGUGUGUCUCUGCUGAGUGACAUGCACCUGCGCAGUCUCAGGACCAAGCUGCUUCUGAUGUCACGCAACCAGGAAGCGACAAAACACCUGGAGAGCUCCAGGCAGCUGGUGUCGUCCUUCCAGGAGGAGUUCAUUGUGAGGAUGGAUCUGAUGGGUCUGGCCAUCGGCACCCACGGCAGCAACAUCCAGCAAGCUCGCAAAGUUCCAGGUGUCACUGCCAUCGAGCUGGAUGAGGAGACCGGCACUUUCAGGAUUUACGGCGAGAAUGCAGAGGCAGUGAAGAAGGCCAGGGGCUUCCUGGAGUUUCUGGAGGAUUCUGUCCAGGUGCCAAGGAACUUCGUUGGCAAAGUGAUCGGUAAGAAUGGAAAAGUCAUCCAGGAGAUUGUGGACAAGGCCGGUGUGGUGAGGGUGAGGAUCGAAGGAGACAAGGACAACAAGGACAACAAGGACAACAAGGACAACAAGCAGCCCAAACAGGACGGAAUGGUCCCCUUCACCUUCGUUGGUACCAAGGAGAGUAUCGGCAAUGUUCAGGUGUUGCUGGAGUAUCACAUCUCAUACCUCAAUGAGGUGGAGGAGCUUCGUCUGGAGAGGAUGCAGAUUGACGAGCAGUUGCGUCAGAUCACCCAGAGUCAGAGGGCGGAGAGAGGAGAGAGGGGCGAGAGAGGAGAAAGGGGCGAGAGAGGAGAGAGGGGGGACAGAGGAGAGAGGGGGGACAGAGGAGGAGCGUACAAUGCAGAUGGCAGCGCCUCCUCGUCCACCGUACACGCCGGCCGCUCCUACAACAGUCGUGGUCGUGGACGCAGAGGCAACGGCUACAGCACUGGAUAUGGUACCAACUCAGAGCAGUCCAACGCCUCUGAGACCGACUCCGAGCGCAAGGAGGAGCUCAGUGAUUGGUCCCUGGCUGGGGAGGACCAGGACAGGGACAGGGAGAGAGGCCAGCGGCCACAGAGAGAUAGUCGUCGGAGGCCAGGACCCGGCAGAGGCCGUGGAGGAAGAGGAAGAGGAGGAGGAGGAAGAGGAUACGGCAACAGUUAUGCCGGGCCCCAGGGCCAGGAGGAUAACCAUGCCUACGGAGUCCUGGAGACCAACACGGAGACCGACCACACAGCCGAUACGGAUGCUAGCGAGUCCAACUUGCCUACAACCCGCCGCAGAAGGUCUCGGCGACGCAGAACUGACGAGGAGGCCACAAUGAUGGACGGCAUGAGCGAGUCGGACAACGCCUCGAUGAGCGAAAAUGGAAUAGAUGACCCGGAAGCUAAAUCUCAGCGUCGUAACCGUAGUCGACGUCGCCGCCCCCGCCUGCCUGAGGAGAGGCAGCCAGUGACUGUGGCGGACUACAUAUCCAGGGCUGAAUCUCAGAGCAGACAGUUGAGCUCCGACACCAAGAAGAAAAAUAAGGAUGUGGCUCAGGUGGACGCCAUCGCUGAGCACAGCCCGCCGUCUCCCCCGGCAACCACCAAUGGCUCCAACAACAGCGACGCCGCUGCGGCCGGCGAGGGCAGCAUCAAAGCGCCCAGGUCUCCCAGCGAGAGGCCGGCCAAAGUGUCCUACGAGGACCCGAGCCCACAGCCCGCCGUCAACGGACUCUCCUAGUCAGACCGCAUCAAAGGAAAUGGUUUCAAAUAUUUGAACACGUUUGGCUGCACUGAAUUUAAUCUCACUGUCUCUAGAGCAGCCGUCGUCUAAAUACAAAAAGCACUGUUCUUUUUUCCCUUUUACGUUACGAAUAUUUGAAACCUGUUUCACUGUGCAAGUUUUAGAGGUUUAACCCUAAAAAAAAAAACCAUUUUACAUGUGUUCUGUUCCAACUAUCCACUUUACUACAUUUUUUUUUUACAAUAGUUCUUCCUGUAUGAGCUUGCCAAAGAUAGUCAAACACACUCAGACGUACAUACAUCUCUAUUCUACUGUUCCUCUCAGUCCCCUCUUCAUUGAGAGCUCAGGGGGAGGUCGGACUGAAUGCAGUAUUUGUAAAAAAAAAAAAAAAAGACGCAGACAGGGAUUCGGUUCGAACCCGUGACUGUGGUAUGACUUCAGCAGUUGUGUUUUUAUCGGUAUAAAUAACAUCAUAGCAGGGUUUUAGAAUAAGAAAAUCAUGCCUUUUAACAGGCAGACGCAGAAAGAUGCUUCCACACCCGUUUUCAGGAUGUUUUAUGAAAUCUGAAGUCGUUUGGAACUUCAGCGUUCUGCAUGAGCAGCGGCUCAGUGCAGGCAGGUGUGUCGGAACCCCCCCCCCAAGUAUGUAAAACAUACACGUGAUCAGCUGUUGUGCCUUGAGAGUAGAUUCAACAUGUCGUUGCCUGGCUCUGCGCACCAUCUGAGAUCCUGCUCACUCGUAUCCGUGUCACUCGGUCGCCUCCACCUGUCCCAGUGGAACCGGAGCAGCCGACACCGAGACCCUGGUAGGAUUUCAGAGGCAUAUCUUUUUUAAUUCAGGUGUGUCUAUUCUUAAUGUUUGUGGGGCAAAUGAGUCCAGUUAUCCGAGUUUGACGUUAGCUGCUUUGUUUUUCAAUAUGCAACCACUUUGGUCAUAGAAGACAAAUGUUAUUACAGAGUGUCUGGAGAGGAAACAAACAAUGGAGGAGUUGUUUUCUUUGCACUGAAACUUAACCUUUUUCUUUGUUUAAAAAAAAAAGAGUUGAUUGUAGUCGAGUCUGGAAAGUGACCUGUUACUGUUUGGUGCUGGACAGAGAUGGAGUGCUGGGUUUCCUGGAAACAUCUCGUCGUUUAACAUCUGCGUUUUCAUCAAUUAGGACAUGAUGCUGUUUCCUUCCAGAAAUCUACUGGAAUUAACAGAUUCAAAUCACGUUGUUUGUCUUUUGGGAUUCCCCCCUCUCCGGUUCCCACUGAAACAGAAACCCUGUCGCAGCAGCAGGAACCAGACGAGCCGGGUGUUCGAGAUGUUUCUGGAAAACCGAGCAAGUGUCAUUUUCACGAUUCUUCCACAGACCAACUGGUUGGAAACUGGUCAUGACUGUUCCAUUUAGGAAGGAGAUUUAUUUGGUUUAUUUAUUUAAAAAGUGUACAGUAUUUAAAAAAAACAAAAGGAAAAAAAAAACAAGAGAAGCUCUUCAUUUUCUUGACACUAAACAACAUGUUGCCGAGGGGUUUAUUUUGGAGACAUAAGACAAUUUGGACUACUGAGGGUUGUGACAUCCAGUAUGUUUUUUUUAAGGAUCAUUCUGGUUGGUUGAUGUGCAAUAUGUUUUGUAUGCAGGUAGUUCUUAAAUAAACUUGAUCUUCUGUAUAGAUCUAAA